UACUUACACAACCAAUAUUGAUGAUGACGAAGUUACAGUUACUGGAUUAUUUGAAAAAUCUACUAACGAAGCUGGAGCAUGGGCUAGUGCUACAUUUGAAGAGGCUGGUGAACGUACUACGUUUACUGAAAGAAUAGUUACUGAAAUUGAUGGUAUUGCUCAAACUAAAGAUGCAGAAGUUGUUGGAUAUGAUUAUGGUGAAUAUGGAAUGUAUUAUUUGACAUCAAUAUUAGCAGAUCCAGUUGAAGCUAGAUAUACUAUUACUACAGAUGGACCAGAUGGAGAAUAUACAGGUAUUGUUAGAGUUACAUCAGAUGAAGAAAAUUGGUGGUUCACAACCACAGAUAUAAUAUCAUCAUACACUAGCACAUAUACCAUUAAUGAUGAUUUUGAACAAGCUACUCAUAUUGUAUAUGCAUCAGUUAAUGAAGAAGGAGAAUGGAUCACAUCUACAUCAACUCAUACUCCAGAAUCACAAACUAGAUUAACUACUUACACAACCAAUAUUGAUGAUGACGAAGUUACAGUUACUGGAUUAUUUGAAAAAUCAACCAACGAGGCUGGAGCAUGGGCUAGUGCUACAUUUGAAGAAGCUGGAGAGCGUACUACAUUUACUGAAAGAAUUGUAACUGAAAUUGAUGGUUUUGCUCAAACUAAAGAUGCAGAAGUUGUUGGAUAUAACUAUGGUGAAUAUGGAAUGUACUAUUUGACAUCAAUUUUAGCAGAUCCCGUUGAAGCUCGAUAUACUAUUACUACAGAUGGACCAGAUGGAGAAUAUACUGGUAUUGUUAGAGUUACAUCCGAUGAAGAGAAUUGGUGGUUUACUACUACAGAUAUAUUAUCGUCGUACACUAGCACUUAUACUAUUAACGAUGAUUUUGAACAAGCUACUCAUAUUGUAUAUGCAUCAGUUAAUGAAGAAGGAGAAUGGAUUACAUCUGCAUCAACAUAUGUAUCAGAAUUACAAACUGAAACUUCAGAAACUAUUAUUACUGAGAUUUCGGAAUUAACCUCAUCUAAUAUUGAGUCAUCAACAUCAGAAUCACAAAUUGAAACUUUUGAGACUAUUAUUACUGAGAUUUCUGAAUCAACAUCAUCUAAUAUUGAAUCAUCUACAUCAGAAUCACAAAUUGAAACUUUUGAGACUAUUAUUACUGAGAUUUCUGAAUCAACAUCAGAAUCACAAAUUGAAACGUCAGAGAUUAUUACUACUGACCUUUCUGAAUCAACAUUAUCUAGUAUUGAAUCAACAACAUUGAAUAAUGAUUCAUCAACUGCACAAUUUCAAAAUGAUAAAGAACCAAUUGAAACAUUAGAAAUGAUUGUACCAGAUGAUAUAUUUAUAGUAACUACAGAAUUUGAAGAACAAAUUGAAACUUUUACAUCAAAUGGUACUCAUAUAAAAUUAAUGGAUGGUGAACCAAUAACAUUUGAAAUAUUAGGUGAUAUAUUAAGAGUUCCAAAUUUUGGUUAUAUAAAAAUUGGUACACAAGGUGAAUUAAUAUUAGUUGAAUUUGAAAAUGCAACUGGUGGUUGGUCAUAUGAAAAUGAAAUUUUAAGUUUGGAUUAUGAUUUUAAUAAUAGCUUGAAAAAACGUGAUGCUGAAGAAGUUUCAUUAUAUGCUUGUCCUGCUGAAAUUGGGUAUUAUAUUAAAGUUAACUUUGGUCAAACUUGUGCAUAUCUUGAAAUUAAUAUUGAAUCUAUUGCUCCUGAAGAUCCAUCAACUACUGAAAGUAUUAAUAUUGUAACAACUGAAAUUGAUGUAAUAACAGAAAGCUCAAAUGUUGUUGGAGAAGUUACUGAACAAAGUGAAAUUGAAAGUAUGGAAAUGUAUAUUACUGAAUCUGAAACAGAAGCACUUGAAACUUCAAUUUUCAAUGAGGAACCAACUGAUGAAUCAAGUGGUAGAAUGAUAACCGAAAGUAUACCAAUUGAAACAGAGGUAGAGGUAGUAAAUGAAGUAACAGCAACUGAAGUUAAUGUAUUUGUAACAGAAUCCAUUGAAGAAGUAUUAAUAGAAGUUAAUGCGAUUGAAACAGAAUCAACUGAAGAAUCUUCAACUGAAAUUAAUGUAAUUGAAGAAAUUGAAACAACAGAAGGAUCAACAACUGAAAGUAAUGCAAUUGAAACAGAAUUUGUUGAAGAACUUGAAUCAGUUGACACAUCAUUAACAGAAAUUGAAUCUGGAAGAUCAUUAUCAAUUGAACCUACAGUUAUUGAAACAGAAUUAAGUGAAGAAACAUCAAUUGAAAAUGAAUCAAAAGAAACAUUAAUUGAAGAUGAAUCAAAAGAAAUAUUAAUAGAAUCAACUACAGCAUCAAUUGAAACUGAUGAUCAACAAUUGAAUUUAGAAACAGUAACUGAAAAAAUUUCACUAGAAACUGAAUUUAAAGAGGAUUCAUUAACAAUUGAAGAAACUUUAAUUUAUUCAUCAAUAGUUUAUUGGAACAGUAGUAAUAGCUUAAUUAUUGAAGGUAUAAAUACUGAAUUAAAACCAAUGGAAGUCACUGAAACUAGUUUGGGAAUUGAAGAAACUGAAUUAAUUGAAGAAAUUGAAAAAACUACAACCACUUUAUCUGAAAAUGAUCAAUUUAGUCAAACUGCCGAAGCUGUUGUUGAUAUUGUUAGUAUAAAAGCAGCUGAAUCAUAUGAAAUAAAUUCAAAAUCUAGUAAUUCAAUUACUUCAUCAUUAACUACUAUUUCAAUUGAUGAUUUAAUUGAUACAACAAUAACAAGUAAAUUAAUUGAAAUUAUAACAAUAACAUCAUGUAAUUCAUCAUGUCAAACUUCAUUAAUUUCAGAAUUUACAAAUGUUGAAUGUGACAAAAAUGAAUGUAAAUAUAGUAAAAUUUUAAAUACUAGUGUUGAAACUGAAAUAAUUGAUGCUGAUGAGAAAGCCAAUAAUCAUAGUACUAAAUCAAGUAUAGAUUCAACUACAAUUGAUCAAAUUUCAUCAUCAAUUUCACCAAUUUCAUCAAGUUCAUCAUCAUCAUCGUUGUUACUUUCUCAAAAUCAAAAUCAAGUUGGAGGUCAAGUUGAAAAUCAAAUUCCAAAUCAAGAACAAGAAGAAGAAGAAUUCAAUUCUAUAACUUAUGAAGGUAAAGGAUCAAAUAAUUUCAAUUCAUUAAUUCCUUCAAGUUUAAUUACAUUAUUAUUAGUUGUUCUUAUGAUGUAA
Messenger RNA from Lodderomyces pseudojiufengensis, 3175 nucleotides. RefSeq lists its product as uncharacterized. The record is from RefSeq and is a predicted model, not a curated record. The transcript has a single exon. The annotation marks the transcript as partial. Lineage: Eukaryota; Fungi; Ascomycota; Pichiomycetes; Serinales; Debaryomycetaceae.